UGCUCCUGUUGCAAUGGCUGAAACGGCACAAUCUGAGGCCGCAACCUCUGAAGAAGAGCCAGCUCUUCAGUCAACCCCCCUGAAGUCCAGAUUGGACAAGCAACAGUUCCAGAUCAUGCUCACCAGCCCAGCUGAUGCUGGUCCAAGCAAAAAGCCAUCGACUUCAGGAACAUACAUAGCCCUACCGGGAGACUGUCACAGUCAGAAAACCCUAGCUCAGAUGUUGCACCUGAGACCCUGGAUACCACCAUGACAUCCAUAGAGACACCUGUGGACAGAGAUGACAGCACAUUCCUUCCAUUGAGCAGUGAUGACACAUCUACAAGAUCAUCUUCCUCAGACAACAUUGCGGGAGCAGAAAGGAGAGGCGACUGGUCUGAGAGGAAAUGGAUUGUGAACGAGUCAUGCCUAAUGGAACUGUUUACAACUUGUCACACAUGCGGGAUAUCCAUUUGUGAGAAGAAGAUCACCAGCCGUGGAUCAAAAAUUACAAUAGAAUGGACAUGCAUCAAUCACCAUACGGGAGUGUGGCAGUCCUGUCCUGAUGUCCGUGGAAUACCUGAGAACAACCUGGUAUCCUCAGCAGCCAUUAUUUUCACAGGAACAACACAGAAUGAAAUUGAAGAGUGGGCAGAUCUUCUAAACUUACAACUGCCAAAGAAAACAUCAUACUAUUCACUGCAGUCCACCUAUAUGAUACCUGUUAUUCAAGAAGCCUACACCGAGAUGCAAGAGGAGAUUUUGUCAGAACUCAGGGAAACUGAAGCUGCUGGUGGACACACAGAUAUCUGUGGUGAUGCAAGAUCUGAUUCCCCGGGUUACAGUGCCAAGUACACCUGUUACAGCUUUAUGGAAGAUGCAACAAAGAAAGUCAUCAUGUCAGAUCUAAUUCAGGUAACUGAGGCUACCAGUUCAACAGCAAUGGAGCCUGUUGGUUUCCGGAGGGGCCUGGAUCGUCUGCUGGACUCCGGCGUUGGUGUUGACGUGGUUACUACUGACCGGGCUCCAUCAAUACGGAAGAUCAUGAUGCACACCUGA
Molecule: messenger RNA, 1038 nt
Organism: Cyprinodon variegatus (sheepshead minnow)
Lineage: Eukaryota; Metazoa; Chordata; Actinopteri; Cyprinodontiformes; Cyprinodontidae
Exons: 4
Coding region: 250-1038 (262 amino acids)
Source: RefSeq, a predicted model, not a curated record